AUGGGUAUCUCUGUCGCACUGAAUACGCCGCUCGCUGAUGCUCUGAAUGAAGUGGUGCAGCCGAAAUUAGUCGAGGUCGGCUGGAGCACCGGCGGUGGGGAUGAUUCCGCGCUCGCUGAGUAUGUGAUACUGAUGCUCGUCAACGGAAAGACUCAAGACCAAAUCUCUGCAGAGCUCGCGAACGAUCUGCUUAGUCUCGGACCCGAGGAUACGGAAGCGGCGGAGUUUUCAAAAUGGCUUUUCGAGCAAGUUGAGACACUAGACAGGCAGUUAAAUGGUGGAUCGGGGGAAGCACAGCAAGAGCAGCCUCCACAGGCGAUACCGUCCUUUUCAGAAGAUGGUAGCGGGGCCAGCGGAGGCAAUGGGGAUGCGACCUCCGCCAGUGCAUGUAUUCCGCAGCCAGAUACGGAUAUGGGAGAAGGAUCGGGGCCUGGAGCAGAUACUUCUGUGCCGACUGGACCUAGAAACAUGCGGAAUCAAAAACAGGGUGGCCGUGGUAGAGGUAUACUCGGCCAGCUUAGUCGGGCCAUGGACCGAUCCCACGAAUCCGUUCUUCACAGAGUUCGAAACCAACAAGGGACUGAGAGGAUAAAUUCACAUAGGGAUGGCUCGAAGGGUGGCAGAGGCGGCCGUGGUGGGAACCGGACGCCCAUGGGGAGGCAGAUGGGCAACAACAUGCAGAUGGGUAUGGGUAUGGGCAUGAACAUGGGCAUGAAUCACAACUCGAUGCAGAAUAUGCCCCAACCUAACAUGAUGAACAUGACCCAGCAGCAACAAAUGCAGAUGAUGUCCAUGUUUGAGGAGCAGGCGCGGAUGAUGUCCCAGUUCAUACCCGGGUUCGUGGCUCCCGCGAUUAACCCAGCUUUUCAGAAUGGCCCGCCGCCACAGUCUCAAGGCCGAUCCUUAUUCGAGCGUGCUGAAUUUCAUCCUGGUCGACGGGCCCAUGAUAGACAUCAGCCUCCCCAAGGGGUGGCGGCGGAUGUUGAAAUGGGCGGCGAUGGAGGUGAGCAAAAACCGGAGGAACACCAGCAACGAGAAGCGCCGGGCCCGGACACACUCUGUCGAUUCAACCUAAGAUGUACGAACAAGGACUGCCCGUACGCCCAUCAGUCUCCCGCGGCGCCCGAAGGUGCCAACGUUGACGUGAACGACAACUGUCCAUACGGAGCUGCCUGCAAGAACCGAAAAUGCGUUGCCCGGCACCCGUCUCCAGCUCAAAAGGCUGUCCACCAGUCGGAAGAAAUCUGCAGAUACUUCCCUCACUGCACCAACCCGAAAUGCACAUUCAAACACCCUAGCAUGCCGCUCUGUCGGAACGGGGCAGAUUGCACCACCGAGGACUGCAAAUUUACCCAUGUCCAGAUCCCCUGCAGGUUCAACCCUUGCUUAAACCGCAGCUGUCAGUACAAACAUGCCGAAGGCCAGCGUGGAGUGUUUGGAGACAAGGUAUGGCGUGCAGACGGCGCAUCCAAGGGCGAGACACCACACGUUAGCGAGAGGAAAUUUAUCGCAGACGAAACCGGAGAAGAAGAGCUCAUCAAGCCUGGCUCGGCUCCCUCGAACGAUGCUGGCAUCAUAACCUAA
Arthroderma uncinatum is the source of this 1584-nucleotide messenger RNA. RefSeq names its product nuclear polyadenylated RNA-binding protein Nab2. Gene Ontology annotation, molecular function: poly(A) binding. The coding region runs from base 1 to 1584 and encodes 527 amino acids. Gene Ontology annotation, biological process: regulation of mRNA stability. Gene Ontology annotation, cellular component: nucleus; cytoplasm. The transcript has 2 exons. Lineage: Eukaryota; Fungi; Ascomycota; Eurotiomycetes; Onygenales; Arthrodermataceae. The record is from RefSeq and is a predicted model, not a curated record.